AUAGUGGACAUGCUUCCUAGGGUUUGUGGAGGGGAGCAGGGCUCUGAUCGAUUUGGGUAAUCACGGUGGGUUUCAGUUUAUCGGAAAGAUGCCGACGUACAAAAUCAGGGGUGUCGACGUCGAUUUCCCUUUCGAGGCUUACGAUUCCCAGCUUAUUUACAUGGAGAAAGUCAUCCAAUCUCUUCAAGAUAAAUGUAAUGCGCUAUUAGAGAGUCCGACCGGGACUGGAAAGACACUGUGUCUCCUGUGUGCCACAUUGGCUUGGAGGAAAAGUCUGGGUGGGUUUUCCUUGCGGAAGUGUGAAAGAAAACGUCAUAAUGGAGCCAGCCAGGAGUUGGGUAAUGCUUCAGUAUCACAGUCUCAGUCAUCACGUUUGCCUGCCAUUAUAUAUACAUCACGCACCCACAGUCAGAUUAAGCAAGUGAUUGACGAGCUAAAAAGGACAAAUUACAGACCUAAAAUGGUUGUGUUAGGAUCUCGAGAGCAAUUGUGCAUCCAUGAAGAAGUUAGUGUACUCCGUGGGAGAACACAGAAUAAUGCCUGCCGCUUGCUAUCUAAAAGAAAGGGAAAAAAGUAUUGUGCCUAUUUUCCUCGCGUUGCAGAGUUUGUGAAGACUAAUCCUAGUUUAGGAGAUGAGCCGAUUGACAUUGAGGAUUUAGUCAACAUUGGAAGAAGAAAUCACACGUGCCCUUAUUAUCUCUCGCGUGAACUUCACGCCGAUGUUGACAUCUUAUUUGCACCUUACAACUAUCUUAUUGAUCGAGAAAAUCGGAAAACUUUGAAUAUUGAGACGUCAAACAGUAUACUUAUCUUUGAUGAAGCUCACAACUUGGAGAGUUUAUGCGCUGAUGCAGCCUCUUUCGACAUACCAGCAGGGCUUCUGACAGCUUGCAUCACUGAAGCAAAAAAUUGUGUGGAUCUUUCCAUUGGCAGGAGAGAAAUGUCGUCUGACAAAUCGUGCAAUCCCGAUAACUUUGCCAUUCUCAGAGCACUUCUUUUGAAGCUGGAGAAGAAAAUUGCUGACAUGCCUAUCAAUUCAAAAGAACUUGGGUUUACAAAACCCGGGCCUUACAUUUAUGAGCUACUUGCUGAUCUUAACAUCACUUACAAAACAGCCAACAUGCUCAUUGAUAUAAUUGAAGAAGCUAUUGUGCUUCUUCAGGAAGAUGCAGGUGUUACUAAUAAGGAAGGAUUAAACAAACAGAACUGUAGGCUGGAAAGCAUGGGGGAAUUUCUUAGAAUGAUUUUUAGAGAUGCUGGCAAUCUCCAUGCCAAAUACUAUCGUACCCACAUUCAGGAAGUUGAAGGAAGUGGCCAUGAUGCCUAUAAAGAUAAGGCAUCAAGAAUGUUAAGUUGGUGGUGUUUCAAUCCAGGAAUUGCCAUGGAAGAGUUUUCCAAAUGGGGUGUUGGAUCUAUAAUAUUAACAUCAGGCACACUAUCCCCAUUGGACUCAUUUGCAGAUGAAUUAAAGCUUGAAUUUCCUAUUCGUUUGGAAAAUCCUCAUGUCAUAUCAGAAGAUCAAGUAUGGGCCGGGGUUGUACCUGUUGGCCCAUCCGGUUAUCCUUUAAACUCUUCCUACCGGAGUCGUGAUUCCCUCCAAUACAAGCUAGAUCUUGGCAAUGCCAUUGUCAAUUUUGCUCGAAUUGUACCCGAUGGACUUCUUGUAUUCUUUCCAUCAUACUAUUUGCUGGAACAGUGUGUUGGGUGCUGGAAAUCUAUGGAUAAUGGAAACCAAACAAAUUCUAGUACAAUCUGGGAAAGAAUAUGCAAGCACAAACUACCUGUUGUGGAGCCAAGACAAUCUUCUCUCUUUCCUUCAGCAAUUGAAGACUACAUGUCUAAGUUAAAGGACAAAUCAGCUUCUGGAGCAGUGUUUUUUGCAGUCUGUCGUGGCAAGGUGAGUGAAGGAUUAGAUUUUGCCGACCAUGCUGGGAGAGCUGUUGUGAUCACUGGCAUACCAUUUGCAACUACAAGUAAUCCUAAGGUUCGUUUGAAGCGUGAAUAUAUGGACCAACAAGCCCAAUCGCAACUACCAUCAACAGCUAAGGGCCUUACUGGAGAAGAGUGGUACAAUCAACAAGCAUCACGUGCUGUAAAUCAGGCUGUUGGUCGUGUCAUUCGCCAUAGGCAUGACUAUGGUGCUAUCAUUUUUUGUGAUGAAAGGUUCACUCAUCCAAAUCGUCGAGCCCAAGUAUCACGUUGGAUACAACCUCAUAUGAAUUGUUACUCCAAAUUUGGUGAGGUGGUUUUUUCACUAACUCGCUUCUUUCGAGAUGCAAGAGUGUCAAACCCAACAAAACGUGAGCUCAUGCAGUAUGAUGCAAGGGAAAAUGUCAGUCAAGUUAAAGACUUCAAACCUCUAUCUGAUGUUAAGAUUUCCAGCACUUCGUCCUUGCAUGUUCCUCCUGCACGCAAUGCCAAACAUUGCAACAAGAAUGUCAUUAAUCUGGAUGACAUCGUCCCCGCCAACCGUUCAUCUCUGAAAUCUGAGAAGGUAUUUCAGGAUUUGACUGUAAAGAAGUCAAGCAAUUUGUUUGAAUUUGAAAGCAAAUUGUUGGGCCCUUUGAGAAAAACACCAGCGUAUGGCCAUCAUAAAAUAGUUGAUUUGAUCAGAACAGAAUCUGAUGAGGAUAUUAUUAAACCUUGCUCCCUGAAGAAGCCUAGAUUGGUUAUAACAGGACCUGAACAGAUAGGUUCUUCUAGGGAAGGUAACAAGGGUUCCAAUGUGUUGGAUGAUGGAAGAUUAACCAAUCUUGGAUCUCAAAAAAAGAUAGAAAAGCUACCUAAAGAUGAGAUGAGGUUGCAAACUGAGGUUGCCUUAUCUAAUAGUGAUGGAAAACUGUCUCCUUCUGCCACAUCUUCUCAAGACGUCGAAAACAAAGGAUCCACCUUUCUUGUCCAGGUCCGUGAGAAGCUUAGUGAUCUGGAAUACAAAGAAUUUGUUACUUACAUGAAAGCCUUGAAGUCCAAAGCAAUGAAAAUCGGUCAUGUCCUGGAAUCCAUUGCAAGAUUGUUUUCUCUUCCUGAUAGACUACCUCUUCUUCACAGAUUCAAGGAUUAUAUCCCCGUCAAGUAUCAAUCUUUAUACGAGCAGCACAUAAAAAGGACAUGAUUCAUGCAACCGGCCUCAAACAAUGGAUCCCAACAAAAAUUUCUCCCUAACAAUGGAAACAUCUCUACAGCCACCGCAGAUGCAGAGGUUCAACAGCCUCUCUGCAUUCUCAUCGCGGUACACAUUUUUUCUCCUCGUCACCAAACACCCUGGUGCUGAUAUGUUGUGAUCCUUUGUCAGAAACUUCUCAUGCCAGAACAAGAAGGAUAGUUGCGCUCCUUGUUAACAAAGUGUUUGGAUUUUAGUUAGCUGAUUUUGAGGUAAGGGCUACUGCCCUGCACAAUCCAAUCUUGCAUAGAGUUUAAGGCCAACUCGAGUGAAUUCCUUACCGAAAUAAAUUAUGGGUUUCAUUCCUGUGGGAAAGUUUUACAGU
Molecule: messenger RNA, 3485 nt
Organism: Cuscuta campestris
Lineage: Eukaryota; Viridiplantae; Streptophyta; Magnoliopsida; Solanales; Convolvulaceae
Source: the annotation of a GenBank genome assembly